AUGGCCAAUAACGUCAAUAUCGAGGCACUGAUUGAGUCCCGCAUUGAGGCGGCCAUUUCCGCCGUACAAGAUCUGCCGCAGCUUCUAGAGGAAGCUGUUGAGAGCAACUCUGUGGCUCUCGUAAACAUGUGGUGGAAGAUCCUCAUCCACAUGUACGACAAUCUUGUCACCCCGACUGGCACCCUUCGAUUCUUCCAUGAAAUCGAGCUCCCUAUGGUGCCCAAUCAAGACCGUCCUAGGUAUUCCGACUUCAUCAAAGUGGCACAUCGCUGGCUGGUCUGCAUGCACUGCGCCGGUGUUGGAGAACAAGCCUUUGCGAACCUUGCCCAAUACAAGCCGAGACUCACCACCGAGGUUUUGGAGGUGCUUGCCCCGCAUGAGCGCGAGAUUGACGAGCGUAGAUACAAUAGGAGGACGGCCGAUUCAGAGGUAGCAGACAUCUUCCACACAGAGGAGGAGAAGAUGCAGUACGUGCAGGAACUGGUGGAAGCCAUGGCAAACAUGACGGACAUCGCCGAUAGGCCAAAUCAUCACCAGGUGGAGGCGAUCAAGGCCAUUUCCGGCUCCGUUCUUGAGGGGAUUGCCUGGGAAGUCUACGCGCGAGAUGCCCAGCAGGGGCGCACCAGGGUCCUACCCUGGAACACCAACUUCACAUGGCGAAGCUACCCCACGUUUGACGACCGUUGGACAGAUAUUGUCGACUGCCUUGAGAGGUAUACCUGUGACCCGCACAGGGAGCACACUCGCAAGGUCGGCCAAAAGCGCAACAACGACACCAAGGCCGAGAAGGCGGCGGCACAUGCCCGAGCUGCUCAACAGCUGCAGGCAAUUCAGGGCGCUGCCGUUGCUCUAGGCCCGGCCCUUCCAGCUAUGGCUAACCCGGCUCAGGCCAUGUUGUCGAACGUUGCUCCCGCUUUUGCACCCCAGGUGGCUCCCGUUGCCGGCCCCUUUGAGACUUCUAUUCACGGAAACUUCCCCACGGCUCCGCCCAACAGCCCCAACGUGGAGCUUAUGGCACCGGCUCCCGAUGUUUCUAUCUUUGAAAGUGAUGAAGUUCUCUAG
Neurospora hispaniola is the source of this 1062-nucleotide messenger RNA. RefSeq lists its product as uncharacterized. The transcript has 6 exons. The coding region runs from base 1 to 1062 and encodes 353 amino acids. NCBI's taxonomy places the organism in Eukaryota, Fungi, Ascomycota, Sordariomycetes, Sordariales, Sordariaceae. The record is from RefSeq and is a predicted model, not a curated record.